This is a messenger RNA of Synchytrium microbalum, 2319 nucleotides long. RefSeq lists its product as uncharacterized. Gene Ontology annotation, biological process: mitochondrial tRNA 3'-end processing. Gene Ontology annotation, molecular function: 3'-tRNA processing endoribonuclease activity. The transcript has 12 exons. Gene Ontology annotation, cellular component: mitochondrion. The record is from RefSeq and is a predicted model, not a curated record. NCBI's taxonomy places the organism in Eukaryota, Fungi, Chytridiomycota, Chytridiomycetes, Synchytriales, Synchytriaceae. The coding region runs from base 1 to 2319 and encodes 772 amino acids.
AUGAAGUACUAUGCUACAAUCUUGGGAACUCACACUCACGAUGUCCAUCCCUCUGUCAUCCUGCAUUUGGACUCGGGAAGGUACCUAUUCAAUUGUGGAGAAGGCACUCAGAGGAUCGCUGUCGAAACGAGCAUGAAACUCUCGCGAAUCAGAAAUGUAUUGUUGACGCGCACAUCCUGGGACUGUAUUGGAGGCUUGCCUGGAAUGUUACUCACUUUAGCUGAUCAGGAUGUUACCGGCAUUAAUAUACAUGGACCCCCUAUGCUCAGACAAUUCAUGAAGGGAAUACAGUACUUUACAUACAGGCCUAAUUUGAGAAUCACGCUGGACGAAACUCGUGACGCUCAAGAGACUGUGAAAGACGAGAAUGUAACCAUAGUCUCCGUGCUGAUACGACCAACGUUGAAAGACGCUGCUGCUAGUUGGAAUGGUGACACGCCAAUGGAGCCUGCAGAUCAAGAUGAAGAGAGCCGGCAAAAGAGACAUGCUGGUGUUAUCUCAACAUGCUAUGUCUGUACUGGACCUGUUCAACCGGGCAAAUUCAAUCCAGCUGCUGCGCAAAAGCUGGGAAUAAAGCCUGGUCCCAAGUUUGGUAUGGAACCUGCUGCCUUUGUUUUCUUUUUGCGCCGCGGGAGAAUAUUCAUGUAUCCUGGUCUAGGCCUCCUUACAAAGGGCGAGUCAGUUGAAGCCAAUGAUGGUACUUUGAUACAUCCGCAUCAAUGUGUAGGACCAGAGACACCAGGAGCAGUCUUCUUUAUUCUGGAUUGCCCAAGUGAACUGUAUAUAUCCUCCUUAAUCAAUGCGCCAUACCUUCAACAAUUCAAAAAUGUCAAGACCUCACCAGUCACUUGUAUCAUACACAUUCUUGGAGAUGGCGUCCUGGAGAAUGUACAGUAUAGAGAAUGGAUCAGGUCAUUUGGAAACCAAACACAACACAUCAUCAUGAGUGAGAAACAUAAUCCUCAGACUGUAAUCUUCAGAGCCGUUGGUCGCAUUCAACAGCAGCUGAAUUAUAUUGACAAGGAGAUCUUUCCAGUCCAGUAUACUAACGAUGCUUCGAUUGUUGACCUGCAAAAAGAUCUCAAACUACCCAAGAACUCAUGCUUGGCUAAACCUCUAUUGACCAUCCAGUUUGCACCUACCUUCAAAUUAGACGAAUCAGCAUGUCGUGGUCCACUUGAUAUUGAACCCCCUGCAGUAACUCUGCAACCGCAUCUUGCAAAGGUUUAUCGAGAUCGAAAUGCUCUUGUUGAUUCAUUGCCGCAUGAGAAUGAAGAUGAUGCAGUACAGAUCAUACCUCUUGGUACUGGUUCUGCUCUUCCAAGUAAAUACAGAAACGUCAGCUCCACUUUUGUUCAGUUACCAACUGGAAAUAUCUUCCUUGAUGGUGGGGAGGGCACUUAUGGUCAAUUGUUUCGAGCAUUUGGUCAACAGACUGCAGACGUCAUGAGAAACCUCAAGAUCAUCUUCAUAUCUCAUAUGCACGCAGACCAUCAUCUUGGUGUGUUUAUGUUGAUUGCCCGAUGGAAUGAAUAUACCAAAAAGGAACCAUCACGUAAAUUAUACUUGGUGGGACCUGUAGCGUUUGAGUCGUGGAUGUCAUCCUAUUCGCAAUGUGAAGAUAUUGGCUGGGAUCGUAUUGUGUUUAUCCGUUCUGAUGCACUUGCAUGGGAUAGACAUACGCCAGAGAGGUUUCGUGCAAGCGUACAACAGAUGCAAGCAUCAGUCAACCUGACUAGUUUCCAAACUGUCAAGGUAGACCAUUGUCCGGAUGCGUAUGCUGUCGUGUUUACUGAAGGAGAGGAGAACAAGAUCGUCUUCUCCGGAGACUGCCGACCCUGUGAUGAUCUAGUCACAGUUGGUCAAGGUGCUGCGAUCUUGAUACAUGAAGCAACACUAGAGAACGAUAUGUAUUUGGAUGCUCUGGAUAAGAAACAUUCAACUACUGGAGAAGCUUUAGAUGUUGCCAAAAGAAUGCUAGCAUCACGAGUCCUCUUAACGCAUUUCUCACAACGCUAUCCCAAACUCCCAGUCCUGACUCCAGCGGUUACAAAAAAAGCACCACGAACAUCACCAAGCCCUGACCGAUCACGAUCAACCAGUCCAUCAGCACCCGGUAAAGCCAAACGACAAAGGUCUCGCUCAAAUUCAUCAGAUGGUGAUGUGGUUCCUCCGAUUGUGGGAAUUGCGUUUGAUUUGAUGAGAGUUACUAAACGUAAUUUUGCAUUGUUGCCGUCGCUGACACCUGCGUUGGCAUCGCUGUUUUUGGAGGAGGAUGGCGUGGAGAAUGAUAGGGAUUCUAUCGUGAGUAAGAAGUGA